Messenger RNA from Leptomonas pyrrhocoris, 5755 nucleotides. Its product is annotated as putative RNA-binding protein. NCBI's taxonomy places the organism in Eukaryota, Euglenozoa, Kinetoplastea, Trypanosomatida, Trypanosomatidae. Gene Ontology annotation, molecular function: RNA binding. The record is from RefSeq and is a predicted model, not a curated record. The transcript has a single exon. Bases 4277 to 5755 code for a protein of 492 amino acids.
AGAUUAAUGCACUGCUUCUUUUCUAACGUCAUCAGCGACAAAACACACAUAUAUAAUUAACUGCCCAACAUCAAACAACCAUCUCACUUUACGGACGCUACAGCGCUCUCUUGGCCACGUCUUCGGUUUCUUUGAAGGUACCCUCAAGAACAGUUGAGCUCCAGCAGUAGUAUCACUACCGCCGACUCUUUUGUUCCGUCUGGGUCUUUGACCUCUUUCCGCUCCGCCACAGCACUCGGCAAAGGCAACCUGUUGCUCCAUUCACCGUAGACUCCACUGAAUCAGGGCUUUGUACUGCAUACGGAGUUGGUCUCAGCCUCCUUUCGCGCCCUCCUCUCUUACACUGCUUUUCUGGAACUGUCGUGUUGCUUCUCGUGCUGGGCUGGUGGCAACAGCGCACAACUGAAAAAGGAAAGGAAAGAACCAAGACAGACGCACCUUACAAGGGACAGUAGUGGAGGAAAAGAAAGAACCGGAGGCGAAGGAUUUUUUUCUCGGUAUCUGCCCUCCUUCGUAGUGUUCCGCAGUAGAAGAAGAGAGAGGGAGGAAAGACGUCUGACGUACGCGCUUUUGCUUUUUCCCCGUUGUCGUUCGAGUGGCUGGCCUCCUCACCUUUUCGUGCGGUGCCCCGAUCUUUCUACCUCUACCACUCUGUCUGUCUGACCGCGAAGGCACAUUAGCAAAAGCCUGAAGGGACAAAACAGGGUCGUUCGCACAGAAGAAAGAGGCAAAUCCCACGCGAGAAGAAGUAGCGAGCACGCGCCAACGAACAAAGGACAACGCAUAACGGCGGUUUACAUCUGUCUCGAUUUGGCGUGUCGAAGAUAGGCGUGCGCAAUACAAGGUCGGGGACUGUGCUCCGGACUAUUCGUUCCAUCACUUCCGCAGCCUUCUUCUUUCUUUUUCUCUUCAGAGCUGGGUAGCUCUUUCGAAACAUCACUUCUGGUUUUUGGUUUCUAUUUCCCUCACUGUCGUAAAAAGAUUUUCUGCUUUGUGCUAUCCAUUUUCUGGUAUAUAAACAUAUAAAUAAAUAUAUAUAUAGCUCUUAUCAUUAUUUUCAUCGUUAUUAUUUUAUCAGCUUCAUCUACCAUUUUUUUUUUUUACCUCAGUGGCUUCGCAGGUUGGAGUAUUCCACUUGCCACUUCUGUCGCAACUGUUUUUCUCGGUUUCCUUUUUUUUUCAUUCUUAACCCGCUGGACCUGGCUCACGUACAGCAAAGGAAGAGGAAAUAAAACACAGAAGGAAGGAUUAUGUGAAGGUUUUUCUUGCAUUUUUCCUUUUUAAAGUAUUUUUUUUUUCGGUUUCGAAGCUACACAAGCACCUAAGAAGAAAUGAAACGUCAAUAAUUGGUACUACCUCUCAGUGGUUUUCCGUUUGCCGUCAUCAAAGAGAAAAACAAAGGGUUUUUUUUCUCUGUGUACGGUGAGUUGUUUGUUGUUGUUGUUGUUUUUCGCUCCCCCCUUUCGUUUAAGUUUCGGUACGCCGUUUUUUUUUUGGGGGGGGGGGUUUACCGCACGAUAACUGCUGGUGUUCUAAAAGAAAAAGUUUUUCGCCUCUUUUUUUUGUGUGUGUUUCCCUCUGUUUGAUUAUUUGUAUUUUUUGUUCUUUUCGACGUUCUCAGAAGGUAACACGGACGCAAAUUGCUGCUACGAGUUUCUUUAUUUCUUGGCCGCUUUGCUUUUCUUUUGUGCUUGUGUGUGUUCUGCUCCUUAACCCCCUCCCCCUCCACCACUACCACCUGCGUUCGUAUCUCAUCCCCUUCACUGUUAUCACAGAAUCGUUUGAAAAGAAGGAGAAAACAACGAAAAAGUGUAAAUAUAAUAAUAACUCUCAGCAAAAGAAUAGUCCCCUUCCUCUUCCUUUUUUUCUUGUUCUUGUUCUGUUUUUUUUUUCUGUUUUUGCAGCGUGGCUCUCUUGAUAAAUAUACAAAACUGAAGAAGCGUUGCCUCUUCCGGUAAACGCAUCUCCGAAUUCUCCGCCUCUUCUUUUUUCUUUCCCGAUUCUUUUUUCAACACCUCCCCUCGUUCUCUUGCUUUCCCGCUGUUCCUCGUUUCUCCUUCCGUGUGCAUAAUCUACGUACGUAUUAACCCCUUUGCGCCAGCGCACAUAAUUGUUUUCUUUUCCCCACACUUAAGUUCGUUGAAGAGCAGCACAAGCUGAGUUAGAAGCCGUUGCAGCAUCAAGGGUUGUCUGUCAGAAAAAGAACCGCAGUGUGGAUUUGUUGGUUCUCCGCUCGCUGAUAAUUUCAGUCUUCUUCUGCUAGGUGGUCUUCGCUCUUUCAAAACAAAAAACUGAUUUAUUGGUUGCUUUCUUCUUUCUUUCUCUUCCACGUUCUGUUUUCUUUUCCUGCCCGCAUAUUUUUCUGUCCCAAUCAAUCUCUUCCUUCCUUUUUUAAAUAUAUUUACCAGUUAAAAUUGUUGUUUACUUUCCCUCCAUAUCUAUAUCUGUUUAUCUAUAUCUAUCUAUAUCUGUGUUCUUUCCCCUGACAACUUUUAACUUGUGAACGUACCACAUCGUUUACUUCUGUUCUUCCUACUUACGAUCGCUAUUAUUAUUAUUUUUGCGCAUUAUAUAUAUAUAUAGUUCUCUUCCGUAUCGCACUUCCUGCCAUCACGGCUGCGUUUCAUCUUCCUUCUUCUCUAGAGAUUGACAAGUAGCUUUGGACUUCUGUUGUGAAGUUUUGGUGCGGUUACUAUCAUUAAUACUCUCUUUUCCCCACCCUCACAGAUAAGCUGUGUUCUUUUUCUUUCCCCUUUCUAUAUUUAUAGGCUAUCUGCAACGGUAGCUUGGGUUACACAUUAACAGGAUACUUUCUCUCAAACCCACUCUUCUUUUUUUCCCCCUAUUUUUGUCCCCCAUCUACGUAAUUUGUUUUCCCUCCUCUCUUUUCUCUUGUUUUCUUUUCUAUUCCUAAUUGUAACGCGGUUGUCUCAACGAAAGGACAAAUUUUAACUCUUCUCGAACUUAACCGUCUUUCCCCACUCGCGUUGUUCACUUCUGUCAUCUGACUUCGUACGCUAAGCCCCUCUCCCCACUCUGUUUGAUUUCACUAUCUUAGAAGCCAAAAGAAAAGGGAACAUAUUUUUUUUUGUGUGUUGCGAUCCUGUGUUUUGUUGAUCGAAGGUACACGCAUCGUCAAAACUCUUCUUCGUAUUGUUUUCCUUUUCUUUUUUUACUCCUUUGCUAUACGGCUGCUUUUGAAGCCGCCACACGAGCACCUGCGUCUUCUCAUCUUGGUCUCGAUAUCACCACCUUUAUUUUGAAAACAACCUUCUUCCUUACUCCCGCUACAACGUAAGUGUGCAGGGUUUAGCUAAGUCGGUGACAACGAAAGACACACCAGUAUCCCUCCCUCAAAAAAAGGUAAUUUCAUCUCUUGUUUUUUUUAUACUUCUUUUUCUUUCCUUUAUCUUUUUUCAACCAAUACGUCGUAGAAAUCUCUUAAUAUCUUGUUCGAGUCGAUUGAAGGUGACUUCUAGAGACAUCACUAUCCCCAGGACUUAAAAGGUAAUCGGAAAAAAGGGAGGGAAAAGCACGUGGUAUACCUAACUGCUGUCUUUCUUCUUCUUCUUUUUCGAUAUAUCAUCUCUCUUCUUUUGGUUGAUCUUACCGAAGAGUUUUUGCUGUCUCGCUCUCUCUUUCUCUUAAAGACAGUUGCACACGAUUGUCCUUUCGUUCGAUUUUUCAUACCUUUUUUUUUCUCUUCUUGUUGUCUUUUCGACAUUUAUAGUUCUAAGGUCUUGUCUCUUCGCCCCUCCCCUUUUUUUUUCUGUGUUUCCCGCUCAAGGACAAAAGGUUCGGGGUGUUGAGGUGCUCCAUUUUUCUGUUUCGUGCAUUUCCACGUCAUCUCAUUUUCUCGUACAUUUAACGUCGGUGGUUUCCUCCCUCGCUCAAGUCUUUACUCUUUUCUUUUUCUUCUUCUGUGUGUUGUUGCUUCUGCGUCCUUCGGGAGACGGAGUACCAAUUGUAAACUGCACCUUGGCUAUUCGCUUUUUUUCUUUCUUUUUCUGGUUCCUGUUCAAGCGCGUGCGUGUGUCUGGUGUGAACGUGUGUUUGACAAAAAAAACCGAUAAGAACACUGUCGGAAGGACACACACGGAAGGAACAUCACGACACAACCUGAGCUUCGUCUCUGAUCACCUCUUUUUAUUUAUUUCUUUUCUCUCUCGCAGGUGAUUGGGCGUUUCCUGUGUAUUGAAAUCGAGUGUACUUGUACUUUUGGUUGUCCUGUUGUAUUUUUAGGGAUACCGCUACAACGCCAAGAGCAAAGGAAAAUAUGACGGGGUUUGGCAGCAUGUCCCACUUCAGCGCCGACAACGCAUCUGCACAGGACGCGUUGCCAGCUGCACUGCAGCCACGCCGGUAUGAGUUGCCUUCCACCACCGAUAAGACGCAGUGCAUGGCGCCGGAGACGAAGCUGAAGCCGCCGUCGUACGACAGCCUUUAUUUCAUGAGUGAUGGCAACGCACACGACCCUUUUUCGUGCACCAGCGCUGCACCGCCUUCGCUCUGUGCCAAAAACUUUUUUAUUUCGAACUCCGCCAGUGAUUCGAACCGCGAAAGCGGCUGCCAGGCGAACGAAGAAAACCUUGCCUGCCUCCUCGCUGAGCUCAACAGCACAAACGACACGUUCGGCAGCAAGGACAGCGUGGCGGACAUGGUCGAGGGGAAGUCCGUGUCCAUGCAGUCCUCCUCUACGAACCCAACGAACUACGGGCUAUCGACAACAUCCCUGCAGAUGCGCACUUCUACGUCCGUGCCCAACGCUUCUGUGUCUGAGAUGUCAGCGCCGCUGCAGUCCCCGUGUGUUGCUACCGCCGACGCAGAGGAGGACUCGCACAAACACGAGGAGAUCAUCCAGCGCAACGUGUACAUCUCGGGGCUGCCGUCGUACAUGCAGUCGGGCGAGUUUCGCGAGCUGUGCCAGCGCUUCGGCCGUGUGGAGGCGUCGAAGCUGUGCGUGGAGGGGCCGUCGAACCCGACGAAGGGGUACGGGUUUGUGCUGUACUACAGCGAGGAGAGCGCGACGGCGUGCAUCAAGGGGCUGAGCGGGAGCUACCUGAAUGGACGCUGCCUACAGGCGCGUCUGGCCGACACACACGCCACGCCACACGAGUCCAAGAGACGCAUGCAACCACGACCUCCGUCGCCACCGCCACCGCCGUUUGCGCCGCCGGAGCACAACGCUGCGGAGCGCCAUCGCUUGAUGCCGCACAAGGUUCCGUCCAGCGGCGGCAACAACGAUAAAAUGACAUUGUUUAACGACGACGUCUCCCCGAAAGUGGUCUUGCCGCCUCCGCCUCCGCUGCCGGUUCAGAUUGUGCACCCGGCCAACGCCUUUCUGAUGAAUGCGAACUCCUCGGCCACCUCUGCCGGCACCCCAACUGCUGCGUUUUCAAUGGCUGCACAGCUGAUCCCCGGUGUGGGCCUCGCCGACCCGAGCCACGCGACGAUGCAGGGCAUGUACUACACCUGCGCGCCGCCGCUGCAGGCCUACCAGAUCUCGCCGAUGUCUGGUGGUGCGGAGGGACAGGUGGUGAUGCUGCAGCCACAGCCGACGAUUGUGUACAUGGCGCCGUCGCCCUACUUCACCGCUGCCGCUGCGACAGCGAGAACGAGCAGGUGCGCGGCGCUGCCGAACUCGUCGUUUGGCCAGGGGACGCCGACGCUGCCGCCGCUGAUGUUGUCGUCGACGCCGCCCGCUGGAGUGCAGAUAAUCUCGCUCCCGUCUGCGCCGAGUGCCCUUCCAAUGUAG